AUUGGAGUUAAACUUGUCCAACAUCGAAUCGGAAAAUCAGGUUCUUCGCCAACAAGCUUUGGUUGCUUCAACCAAUGAAGACCUCUCAGAAGAGUUGACAAACCUCAAGAGUAAAGUUGCAGAUUUGGAAUCAGAGAAUGAACUUCUCCGCAGCAAACCUGUAGUAGUUGUGGAACAGAAAACUAGUUCAGAAAUCCUACAACCACCACCAGUCAAGGUUUAUGAUAAUGGGCAUCUAACAGAGGAAGAACUUCACAAAUCUAAGAUUGACCACUUCAUCCCUGGAACUUUUAUGAUGGUGCAGGUUCAUGAUAAUGGGCAUCAAACAGAGGAAGUGCUUCUUAGACCAAAG
This is a messenger RNA of Morus notabilis, 352 nucleotides long. Its product is annotated as myosin-12-like. Lineage: Eukaryota; Viridiplantae; Streptophyta; Magnoliopsida; Rosales; Moraceae. The annotation marks the transcript as partial. The record is from RefSeq and is a predicted model, not a curated record. The transcript is spliced from 4 exons.